Messenger RNA from Haliotis rubra (blacklip abalone), 10539 nucleotides. RefSeq lists its product as uncharacterized. Bases 798 to 7973 code for a protein of 2391 amino acids. The transcript has 5 exons. Gene Ontology annotation, cellular component: nucleus; cytoplasm. NCBI's taxonomy places the organism in Eukaryota, Metazoa, Mollusca, Gastropoda, Lepetellida, Haliotidae. The record is from RefSeq and is a predicted model, not a curated record. Gene Ontology annotation, molecular function: protein binding.
UAUUCCAAGCGUUGCUGUUUAACCUAUAACAUAAUGUCUACACAAUGGGAGUACAAUGGAAUGUUACAUGUGAAUAUCUUCAGGGAAAUCAAGGGCAGGGUGUUAAACUGUGUGGAGGUAGUAAACUCACCAACAAUGGCAUCAAGAGACAUUCGAUUAUGUUUGGAAACUUAUGACAACAGUGAAGCACUACAGAGGUAAAGUGUACAACACUCUUGGGAGGUAGGAGGAAGAGAAAUCUGGAUAAGACUCCAUCUAUAGUGAAAACCCCACAACAAAAACAAUGACAUGUACCAAGAGUGGUCUUUUGCUCAGCCUGUCUGAGACUUGCAAUCUCCACAUUCAAGUGACUGUCUGGUAUUAUAAGACAUUAGUUCCAUUUCAACAGAUCCAGUAAACCCUGAGCAGCAAGGUGGUUGUGACUCUCAGCUUCCAACAAACCAAGAACAUUCAGAAGAUCAUACAUGUCAAGGAACUCAUAAGAGAAACCAUAUCACCAAACUUCUCGGACACUGACUCUAAGCAUCAACCAGACUCUGACCUACUUCUUAAUGACAGUGAGGAUGCAACAACAUAAGCUGAUCCGCAAACUGCGAGAGUGUGUAAUUCUAAUCCCUCCAAUGCCAAUCACCCUAAUUCCCCAAUAGGCACGUUUCAUCCAUCCUUCACAUAAACUGUACUUAAACCCAAGGAAAACACAUUUCAUCAGGGCCAAAUGGACACUAGCUCUCAAUAUCAGGCACACGCUGAUUCUCAACACCACACAAACAUGGAUUCUAAACCCCAAGCAGACUCUAAUGCUCCUCCCCAGGCAGACACUGGCACUCAACCCCAGACAGACACUGACACUCAACCCCAGACAGACACUGACACUCAACCCCAGACAGACACUGGCACUCAACCCCAGACAGACACUGGCACUCAACCCCAGACAGACACUCAACCCCAGACAGAUACUGUCACUCAACCCAAGACAGAGACUGGCACACAACCCCAGACAGAUACUGUCACUGAACCCCAGACAGACCCUGGCAAUCAACCCCAGACAGAUACUGUCACUCAACCCCAGACAGACACUGACACACAACCCCAGACAGAUACUGACACUCAACCCAAGACAGACACUGACACUCAACCCCAGACAGACACUGACACACAACCCCAGGCAGAUACUGACACUCAACCCAAGACAGACACUGACACUCAACCCCAGACAGACACUGACACUCAACCCCAGACAGACACUGACACACAACCCCAGGCAGAUACUGACACUCAACCCAAGACAGACACUGACACUCAACCCAAGACAGACACUGUCACUCAACCCAAGACAGACACUGACACUCAACCCCAGACAGACACUGGCACUCAACUACAGACAGACACUGGCACUCAACCCCAGACAGACACUGGCACUCAACCCCAGACAGACACUGGCACUCAACCCCAGACAGAUACUGUCACUCAACCCAAAACAGAGACUGGCACACAACCCCAGACAGAUACUGUCACUGAACCCCAGACAGACCCUGGCAAUCAACCCCAGACAGACACUGUCACUCAACCCCAGACAGACCCUGGCAGUCAACCCCAGACAGACACUGACACUCAACCACAGACAGACACUGACACUCAACCCAAGACAGACACUGACACACAACCCCAGGCAGAUACUGACACUCAACCCAAGACAGACACUGACACUCAACCCAAGACAGACACUGGCACUCAACCCCAGACAGACACUGGCACUCAACCCCAGACAGACACUGGCACUCAACCCCAGACAGACACUGGCACUCAACCCCAGACAGACACUGACUCUCAACCCCAGACAGACACUCAACCCCAGACAGAUACUGUCACUCAACCCAAAACAGAGACUGGCACACAACCCCAGACAGAUACUGUCACUGAACCCCAGACAGACCCUGGCAAUCAACCCCAGACAGACACUGUCACUCAACCCCAGACAGAUACUGUCACUCAACCCAAGACAGACCCUGGCAGUCAACCCCAGACAGACACUGACACUCAACCCCAGACAGACACUGACACUCAACCCAAGACAGACACUGACACACAACCCCAGGCAGAUACUGACACUCAACCCAAGACAGACACUGACACUCAACUCAAGACAGACACUGUCACUCAACCCAAGACAGACACUGACACUCAACCCCAGACAGAUACUGGCACUCAACCCCAGACAGACACUGGCACUCAACCCCAGACAGACACUGGCACUCAACCCCAGACAGACACUGGCACUCAACUCCAGACAGACACUGGCACUCAACCCCAGACAGACACUGACUCUCAACCCCAGACAGACACUCAACCCAAGACAGACACUGACACUCAACCCCAGACAGAUACUGGCACUCAACCCCAGACAGACACUGGCACUCAACCCCAGACAGACACUGGCACUCAACCCCAGACAGACACUGGCACUCAACUCCAGACAGACACUGGCACUCAACUCCAGACAGACACUGGCACUCAACCCCAGACAGACACUUGCACUCAACCCCAGACAGACACUGUCACCCAAGACAGACACUGGCACUCAACCCCAGACAGACACUGGCACUGAACCAGCAGAGUCCAGCAGAAUUUUGAAGUUUGAUGCAGCUUUAAUACAUGCAGACGAGGAUUAUGAGCUGGCCAAUGAAAUCCUGAAUGCCAUGAAAGACAUUGUAUUGGAUGAUAACCAGAAGGCAAAAGUGUGUUUAUAUGAACAUCCACAGUUUGGUGCUGUAAUUCCAGACAAGGCCAGUGAAGUGACAAAGAAAUGUAAUAUUACCUUUAGAUUACUUACCAAAAAUUCAAUAACAGAUCGGAAAUCCAGAUAUGUCUCCGACGAAGCAGUAGCGGGUGCUCGUUGUGGUCCUGAAAGUCAACAUGUUGUAUUCCUUCUGCAUACAAAACCUAAGAGUAAACGGGAUUAUGAUAUUCCUAAAGGAUUUGUAAGUGCAGAUCACUAUGACUGGUUUGAGCCUCUGUCUACGUGUAAGAACAAGAUUCAAACCCUGUUCAAUUAUUACCGAAAACCUGCUCACCUCCGAUCAGGACAUAGCAGUAAUGAGAGUCAGAAUCAACACAGCAGCGUAAAUGGAAAUGUCAAUGACAACAAAGUCAGCUCUAAUGCAGCAGAAGAAACCGUUCAACUCAAGAGAAUCAAAGAACAAACUCGCUCAAUUCUUGAGAUGUGCCCAACACUGUUCGUCCCAACCAGAGCUAUCAGGGAUGCUAGAGAAACCCUGAAGAAGGAAGGGUCGGUUUUCCUUGUUGGACGGUCAGGAGAUGGGAAGACAUACAGUGCGUAUCACAUCCUCACAGAACUGAAGAAGGAGGAUCCGUCUUAUGAGAUAUACAUUGUGUCCAAACCUGAGGAUAUGGAUCAUAUACCAUCAAAAAACUCUGUUGUUUUUGUUGAUAAUAUAUUUGGUGACAGCAGCUUUUCAUCUGUUCUGUUUGAAAAGUGGAGAGCAUGUUUCAGAUAUAUGGAGGGUUAUGUUAAAGCUGGUCAUAUGUAUUUUGUUUCAGCUUCACAAAACCAGGUUAGAGAUGAGUGUAUCAAUGAACUUGGCGACGUCCCCUUAUUGAAGCAUAUCAUUGAUAUGUCAGCUGAGUAUUGUUUAAGUGUAAAAGAAAAGGAAGCCAUGUUGACAAAAUUCCUGCAACAUUAUGAGGUCGCUAUGACUGAACAAGACAAACAGAUGGCUGUGCAUUCAAAACUGUCUUUAGGCUUUCCUCAGUGCUGUAAGCUAUAUGUGACAAACUCUGAACUUCAAGCACUUGGACCAAGUUUCUUUGAAGGAUCAUUCAUGUUUCUCAGCAAUCAGAUCAAGAAAAUGAAAUCAAGUGAAACAGAUCGUGAUAAACAUUUGUAUUUGGUUCUCUUAGUGGGUAUUUUUGAAAGGGGGAACAUAUCCUUCGAAAGGUUUGACACUUUUUGUAGAUCUAAUCAAUUCCAACCCAGCUCUGAGGACUUAAUGCAGGUCUGUGGAAUUGAGAAAAGGAUAACAAAAGAUGAUGUGGUGAGUGCCUCAAACAAGCUGUGUAAAAUGGGAUAUCUAAGAUGCAUUGAAGUAAAUGCCAUGUAUCAGUUUUCCCAUCAGUCCAUCUAUGAUGCUGUUGCUGUCCUAUUUGGAAAAGUGCACACACAACAGAUUAUUGACUUAUGUCCUUUGAAGUUCCUUUUGGAUCAUACAGCAGUUUCAGAUGGGAGUCAGGUUGAAAAAAAGAGUGUUAUAAUGGUGAAAUCUGAACUUCUCAUUGUAAGACUAAUAGCAGAACUUAGAGAAGGAGAAUUCAGUGUAUUAGAGCAUAGUGCUCUACAAAAAGAACUCUUUGUGACAGAAUUGUUUUUUAAUGAAAAGUUUUCACAAGCAGUAAAAGAGAAAUUGGCCGAAGGACUCCUGGAAUCAAAUAUACUAUACUAUUUGACAGCUUCAAAGAAGUAUACACUGUUCAUGAAGAGGUUCCUGGAGGAGUUACAGAAAAUGAAAAGUGAUGAACCAAUCAGGAAAAAUCUCUUGCACCAAGUCCUUGAAGGAUCUUGUAUUGCUGGGGAUCUUAUUAUUUUUGGAAAGGUCUUUUCAAUGAAGAUGAUAACACCGUGUCAACAGUGUAUUAUGGAAGCAGCUGCAAGUCCAGUAGAUCAUCCUGAUAUUAUGACAAAACUCCUGUCAACACUCUCCUUAGAAUAUGGCACAAUGGAAAGUGUUGUAACCUCCCUUGUUGAGAAAGGAAGACCAAAUACUCUGCGAAGGAUCCCUGAAGAAUCAAUUACAUGGAAAUUUUUUAGAGGAAAAAAUAUGCAGAAAACUCUGUUUACAUCAGCUUGCUUAGAAGGAAAUUUUGAGAUAUUUCAGCUGUUAAAGGAAUUUAUUGGAGAACCAUAUUCAACACAAGACCUUUUGUUUCCAGCUGUAAAUGGUGGUAACAUGGAUAUUCUUGAAGCCUUAAUUACAGAAGAAAAUAUAAAUUGUGUUGACACUCAUGGCAGAACUAUUCUACAUCAUGCCUGCAAGAAAAGUCAUGACCUUUGUGAAUUCUUGAUUAAGAAGGGAAUAGAUCCAGAUAAGAAGGACAAUAAAGGAGCUCAAGCCUUCCACGAGGCAUGUCAGUAUAUGGACGAAAAAUCCAUUAGAAAUCUGCUAAGUCUUGGAUUCAAGGUUACUGUAACAGAUGAUGGAAAUAAUCGGUUGUCUCCUCUUCACAGGGCUGCUAGCAAUGAUAAAGGAGCCUCUCUGGUUGGAUUGUUACAACAAGAAUGUUCUACAGACAUGAUUAAUUUCCAAAAUACACAAGGACUGACACCAUUACACAUUGCAAGCGGACACCCUCAUGGCAGGGAAUUUAUCAUUGAGUUGAUGAACAGAAAUGCAGACCAUUCACUCAAGGACACAAAUGGAAUGACUGCCUUGCACCUUGCAGCAGCAGCAAUGAAUCCAGAAAACAUUUUGGCUCUGAUAGAUUGCAAUGCUGAUGUUGAUACAGUUGAUAAGUUGAAAAGAACACCAUUGCAUCAUGUUCUUUACCAGAUUAUUGAAACCAGUGAUGAAAUCGAAGCACAAAGAGACUCGGUCGUUCAUCUGUUGAAGAAGGGUGCAAAUGUUUUGCUGGCUGAUAAUUGGGGGAAUACGGCUAUGCAUGUUGCAGGUCUUUUCAACACCCCAGCAGAGAUAUGUAAAAACCUUACUGAAGAGCAUGUCUCAUUUGACCUUAAUAAUGAAGGUUUCUCAGUUCUUCACCUGAUGCUGAGAUCUAAUGCACCAGUUAAAUGUUUUAGAUUUAUGGUUGAAAAAUACCCAAAGUUACUCAAAAUCAACACUAAAUCUGGAGACUCAGCUCUGCAUGUUGCCCUCUCCAACAUCUUACCAUUUGAUGUCUUCAAAAUGUUGAUCGACAAGAUUCCUUGUGCUAAGGAAUCAGUUAAAUGGAAGAAUAUAAACUUUCAACUGGCCAUGCUGCAAUACAAAUCAGAGGAUAUAAUUUGUUUCAUGGAACAAUGUGCAGAAUAUAUCCCCAAACCAAUACCAGCAGAUCUCUUGCAUUUUCUCUGUGAAAGCAAUAUGUCAGAUGAGUCUUGGACUCAAGUAAUGGAUUGUCUGAAAGUUGACGAGGCUUCACUUUCUCAAGACAGUGUUCAAUCUCUGCUACACAAGGUUUAUUCCUCAGAAGCAAAGAUUACCUAUCUUGUUAAGAAAGGAGCAAAUGUAAAUACAAAGAUCCAUACAGGAGACACACCUUUACAUGUUGCAGCAGCAUACAGAAGUCAUGAAGGAGUUGUGGCCUUACUGAAAGCUGGUGCUGACAUCAACAUGCUCAAUAAAGAUAACCACACUGCACUUCACAUGGCAGUGUCAAGUAUUGGGCUGAAUUUCCAAUUUGCCCCAGACCCUAUGCUUUUGUUCUCAGGUGUGCAUAGUGUCAGCAGAGACCAUAUAAUAGAUUAUAUGCUCUCUGGUGUCAGGACUCCUGAAAUGUUUAUUAAGAAAAGGCAUAUGGCAUUUCAAACAGAAGUUGAUGUGUUAGCUUACGGAAAAGACAGGCAUGGACCCAGCCCAGUGCUCUAUAAACCACACAGCAAGUCUUUGCUCGAAAUACUGGUUAAAGAAGGCAGCAAUUUGGAUCUGACAACAAAUGAUGGUUUCACCUGUCUCCACUUGGCCUGUUUGAAUGAGAAUGACACAUCAGUAAGGUAUCUCCUUAAAUGCAUGUCAUCUCAACAUAGCAAGGAAAAGAAAUGUAAAGAAAUGAAAACAAUGAAAAGGGAAGAACAAACUGACAGAGCCAAGAAGAUUCUUUUCAAAGAGGGCAAAGAUGGGGUCCUCCCAAUACACUGUGCUGUGAGAAGUGGUAACUUGGUUGUUGUAAAAAUGGUGGCUGAAGCUAUGAAAGCGGCAGCUGGUAUAAAGACAGGUAAAAAUUCUGAUACUAGGCAGACUAAACAGACAAAGAUGCCUAAACCAAGAAUGCCAAGUUUGAGUGGACAAGGUAAACAGGUUAGAACAAGGAGUCAAGAAGUGAGCCCCGCAACAAUUGGAAGUGAACGGUCACAGACAGGCAAGACUCGGUCUACCAAAAAACUUAGUAAUAGUCAACAGCAAAAUCUCCAAAAGAUAAUGAAAUCUCAUGAAGAAAAGCACAAGAAUACUCUACUUCAGCUUGCUGUUCAAUUCAGUUCUGUUGAAAUAAUGCAGUUUCUUUUGAAAGAAGGAUGGGAGUUGAACCUGGCUGAUGAAGAUGGUAAUACACUCCUACAUUAUGCAGCCAGAUGGAAUAGAAAAGAAGCAAUUGAGUAUUUGUUGAAAGAAAAGCUUAAUGUGAAUUGUUUCAACAAGGAAGGUUUGACGCCAUUACAUGUUGCAAUGGAGAACCGUCACAAUCAAAAGCAAUGUAUUGAGCUGCUAAUGAGGUAUGACAGUGCAAGUGUCACUAAGUUGACACUGAAGCAGAGAAACCUAUUACAUUUAUUAUGCAAGAACUCACCUGCUUCAGUCUUGGAAUACAGCAUGCAUAUCUUUGCUACAGAAGCCAAAUAUUCAUUAACACUAAUGCCACUUCCAUGGUUACUGAUUGAGAAGGGCUGUGAUGUGAAUGGCAAAGAUGUAGACAACAUGACUCCUCUCCACUUAGCUGCUGAGGCAAAUAAUGCUCUGCUAGUUGGCAUCCUGCUUGAAAAUAAUGCAAACAUUGAUGCUGUGGACAUUCAAGGCAGGACACCGCUUCAUCUGGCCCUACAAAGUUCAGAUUCCUUACCUCCUUUCUUACAGUAUUCAACUGCUUUACUUUUAGCACAACAGGGUGCCAACCCUCAUGCUGUUGUCCGCAGUGGCGAGACACCCAUUGAUAUACUGAUGAAAAUGGACAAAAAAACAUUAGAAAUCAGUCAAGACAUCAAGAAGAUCUGCCAGUUGUUUAAGAUCUGGGAGGAAGUGAAACCAGUCUAGGAGUACAUUUUUUAUAUACUGAUGACAAUGGACAAAAGUACAAUAAAAAGCAGGAGAGACAUCAAGAAGAUCUGCCUGUUUAAACGUACCUUUUGAGUGGAUCUCAAGCUAAUGGUUUUCCUUAUGAUUUCCAGUUUGAACCAUAUUAGAAUCGUUGCUUGGUUUUAUGUCAUGAUGUUGUGGAUGUUGUAUUUCUAAUCGUUAGAGUUCAUGAAAGUUAUCUUCAUUAGCUCUCCAAGACUGAUGCAGUGGUUGGGAAUGAGUCUUCAUAAUUUUCAUUUCUCUCACAUUUAAACAAAUUACAUUUUGAAUAACUAUGGAUCCCAGUGAUGAAAAAAUGUCUUCAUUUUAUUCAAAUAUUUGUAUAUUGUUAUUGACAAAUACAGAGAACAUAGCACCUUUGCAAAGUGCAUUACUCUCAGGAAUAUAAAUACAAAAGCUUGUAAAAUGUAAAAUGGCAUCAAACAGGUGAUGAUCUGUUUGAUUACCAUGUACAGAGUGCCUUCAUUUCUCUGGGGGGAUAAAUCAUUGACAGGUAUUCAUUGUGUGGGGUAGGACCAGGAUCAGGAGCUGGGUUAGGGUACACAAACAGGGUGUUAGUCAUAGUAUACAAAUAUUCUUAAUGUCACUAUUCACAAUGUCACAUCAAAGGUCAUUUCACAUUGUCAACAAAGUAUGCAUUAUGUUUAUUUUUGUAGGUCUACCUGAAAUAGCAACACCUUUAAAGUGUGAUUUCAGAACUUUGAUUUGGACAUUUAAAUACUUUUGAUUUUUUAAUGCUCCAUAUGCUUUCUGAUUCCCAAUUUCCUGAUAAAUGACAAACUUUGUAACCUGCAGAACUAUGGUGCCAAGGCAGUAAAAGAGGAUGGAUGAUUAUAUGUUCUUGAAAUGUUUCUGAACAUGAAAUCCAUCCUGUAAUAAUCCAUGCUGUUAAUGUUGUGUAUCUAUCAUAUCAGAUUAGACAUGUGGAGUGCAAAAUGGGACGUUCCCAAUGAUGUGCCUGAGGCUAUAUAUAUAUUUGUUUUCUUGAUAGAAACAUAUAAUUCCUUAUAAACUGAAAAGGAACCACAGUGAGAUGGGAGAUUCAGACCUAGGAUUUUAGCAUAGUAGAAAGGGCUUGGCAGAAGGGAAGGGACUGUGAGACAGACUUUUACUGCAUAUUCUGCCGAUGUUGGAUAUAGUGCUAAAUGCAUCUUAAAUAUAGACUCUUUAUUACUAUGUUAAGACUGUGAUAUGAAAUGGAUAUAUUUGUGAAAUGUCUCUCUACUGUGUUACAGUUGAAACCUGUAAGAAGAUUGUAGAACUUCUUUGUACAUAUAAGUACAAUAUAUUCAACCAUCAUGAUACAUGGUUCAUUAUGUUGCUUCACAGUAGUUUUUGUGUAAAGAAUUGUUAGAAUGCUUCCCAUAACUGACUUCUCAUUCAUUCGGAAUGAUCUUGUUGGCAUGUCAGGUGAACAGCAGUUGAAUUUCUGGUUUGAAUCACUGUAAAUUGAUGGAAAUAAUUGUAAAUAUCUUCAACCUCACAUUUGAUACCUACCUCUGGAGUGUUUCUUAUCCAUUUUGUACAGGUGCUCCAUAUAUUCAAUGCAAUAAACUGUACAUAUUUUAAAUAUAUUGAUGUUGAUGCUUAAUACCGCACAUGACUUUGUAAAGUUGCACAUAUGUAAUCUUAAGGAGGAAAGACAAUAAUAAUUUCUUUCAAAGUCACAAUUUAUUUUUAAAAAUAUAUUCAAACAUAUUUUAAGUUUAUAUAAAACUUUUUCUUCAGUGAACACUGAAAGAAGUACAGCCUUGUAUACUGUCUGUGGUGUAGAUGAUAAAACGAAUAAUAAAUAUACUUAGGCAUUUUUCAGUUGGUUUAUGAUCUGAUGACACAAAAUACUGAGAAAAUGGGGACAAAAUGAAAACAAUAUUGUUUUUGAAAGCUAAUUUACUAUUACUGACCUGAAUAAAGAAAUGAAAGCAUGAAUAUAUAUAUUUUUGCAAUGAAAAUCUCAACCCUGCUUGUAUUUUCAAAUGCAGUUUGAAGUACAGAGAGAAUAAAUGAGUGGUGUAGUAUUAUUUAGUCAAAGUUCAAGAGAACAUGUACCACAUUAAUAGUUUAAAAAGCGAAUUUCAAAUAUGGGAGUAUGUCAUGUCAGCAUUCCAUUAAUCAACUGAAAGGAAGAUGUCACAUUUGAAAUGACAUUUUGAGGCUGAAAAUAUAAUUUGAACCAGAUUGGUUGAUCAAAUUGGAUAUUAUCCUACAUUUUAAUUGACUUUCCCCUUUAUUUUGUUUGUGGAAUUUCUUAAAGUUGUUUAUGAAGAUAAACUGACAGAUAUACAGUUUUGUUCUGAAUUGUCUUUAUGAAUUGUUAUUUGGUGAUUGCUUUUUCAACAUUAUGUCAGUUUUCAUGUGUCUUUUUAUAAACACCUUCGUUAAUAUUCAGUUGAUAUUGCAACAUUUUGUGAUUUUUAGUCAUAUCACAGUAAAAAGCUGUGGAACUGAGCAUGGUACUUAGCAAUCACUAUAUUGAUUUAAAAAUGCAAAUUGGUUUUGAUCAGUAUAUCUGUUUUUAUUGAAA